AUGGGCCAACUUACCCGUUCAUCCACUCAGCCUUCUCCCCGAGCCGAUCCGGAUCCCGCAGAGGCCAUCUCCGACCUUGUAUGGCCUUUCGGAAAGCUCGAAGGCCUCGACCGGGAUGAUUUUCGUGAAGCCGCUUAUGAGAUAUUCUUCACGGCUUGCCGGUCAUCGCCGGGGUUUGGAGGUAGGAGUGCAAUAACAUAUUAUAAUCCUUCGGACGAGAAAGAUGGAAGCGGGUCUGGGUCAAGUUUUGGACAACCUGGAUCUCCAGUGAAGCCACCGGGGGUGGGGAUGGCAGUAACGAGUAGGGUGAAAAGGACUUUAGGAUUGAAAAUGAUGAGAAAGUCACCAUCAAGGAGGGCUAGCUCUGUUGGGGCAGCACCGUCUUCGCCGAAUGGUGGGGCUGGGACGAGUCCUCGGAGCGCGUUCUCGUCGUUGCCGUCUAGGCCUCGCCGGCCGAUGACAUCAGCUGAGAUCAUGCGGCAGCAAAUGAGGGUGACGGAGCAGAGUGAUAACAGGCUACGUAAAACUCUCAUGAGGACCCUUGUUGGCCAAAUGGGCAGGCGUGCAGAGACGAUUAUUCUUCCGUUGGAGCUUUUACGCCACCUAAAACCAUCCGAAUUUAAUGACCCUCAGGAGUAUCAUUUUUGGCAAAAACGUCAGCUCAAAAUUUUCGAGGUUGGACUUCUUCUUCACCCUUCGAUUCCAUUAGAGAAGUCGAAUGAAUUUGCUAUUCGCCUUCGCGAAAUCAUCCAAGCUUCAGAACACAAAGCAAUAGACACCGGAAAGAAUUCAGAAACCAUGAAAUCACUAGUCAAUUGUGUUGUGUCUUUGUCUUGGAGAAGUGCUGAUGGUUCCCCUACUGAUAUUUGCCAUUGGGCUGAUGGAUAUCCCAUUAACGUACACAUUUAUAUUGCUCUUCUGUACUCAAUUUUUGAUAUCAAGGAGGAAACGUUAGUUCUUGAUGAAGUUGACGAGCUUCUUGAGUUGAUGAAGAAGACAUGGUCUACAUUGGGAAUUAAUAGAUCGAUCCAUAACUUGUGUUUUACUUGGGUGUUGUUUGAGCAUUAUAUUGUGACCGGACAAGUUGAGGGAGAUCUUCUUGGUGCAUCACUGACUAUGUUAGCUGAAGUCGCAAAUGAUGCUAAGAAAGUUGAUAGAGAACCUUUGUAUGUGAAGAUGUUGGCAUCAGCCUUGACUUCAAUGAAGAGAUGGGCAGAGAGGAGAUUGCUUGAUUACCAUCAAAAUUUUCAUAAGGGCACAAUUGGACUAAUGGAGAGUAUUGUUCCAUUAGUCUUUUCGGCUGCAAAGAUCUUGGAAGAAGAUGUUCCAGGAUAUCUUGCAGUAGAAUUGGAGACCGAAGAAAUGACAAAGAUUUCAUCUGGCAAUCGGGUGGAUUAUUAUGUGAGGUCAUCAUUGAGGAAUGCAUUUGCAAAGAUUCUGAAAGAUAGGAACAUAGAUGGAGCUGUUGUUGAAAUGGAAGAAGCAAGUGAAGUGCUCAUUAAAUUGGCUAAUGAAACUGAACGUUUGGCUGCAAUGGAGAAGGAGAUUUUUAGUCCUGUACUCAAGAAAUGGCACCCUGUCGCAGCUGGGGUUGCAGCGGUAACCCUACAUACUUGCUACGGGACUUUGUUGAAGCAGUAUUUGGUAGCAACUUCUGCACUCACAGAGGAGACAACUACGUUGCUGCACAGAGCUGGGAAGUUGGAAAAGGUUUUGGUUCAGAUGGUGGUUGAAGACUCUGUUGAAUGUGAAGAUGGAGGCAAAGCAAUUGUCAGGGAGAUGGUGCCCUAUGAAGUUGAUUCCAUCAUACUGAACCGCAUGAAACAAUGGAUUCAAGAAAUCCUAAAGAAGGGGAAAGAAUUACUCCUUAGAGCGAAAGAAACUGAAACAUGGAAUCCCAAGUCCAAGACCGAGCCAUAUGCACAUUCUGCUGUAGAGCUAAUGAAGCAUAUCAAGGAUUCUUUGGACAGCUUCCUCCAUACCCCAGUGAACUUAUCUGAGGAUCUGGUCCACACUCUCACUGAUGGAUUGGAGCAUCUCUUCAGAGAUUACAUUACCUUUGUUGCAUCAUGUGGAUCAAAGCAAAGUUAUCUCCCUAUACUUCCCCCUUUAACACGAUGUAGCCAAGAAACAAAGUUUUCUAAACUCUGGAAAAGAGCUGCCUGCAGUGUUGGCAUAGAAGACCCAGGCCAAAAUAUGCUAAAUGAAGGCAACCAUCCGCGGCCUUCAACAAGUCGCGGAACACAACGCUUGUACAUCCGUCUUAACACCUUACAUUUCCUCAAUUCACAGCUCAACUCUCUUGAUAAAACAUUGUCCCUGUCGUCAAAAAUUGUUCCUUCACCACAUAGCCGCAUUAACAACAGGAAUAGACAACUUGGGGAUUCCUCCUCCUACUUUGAUCACGCUCGCUCGGCAAUUCAUGUUGCUACUCAGCAUGUAUGUGAAGUUGCUGCUUACCGUCUAAUCUUCAUGGAUUCGAACUCUGUAUUCUACGGAAGUCUAUAUGUAGGUGAUGUAGCAAAUGCACGUAUUAGGCCAGCUCUGAGAACACUUAAGCAGAACCUUACUCUAUUAUGUGCAAUUGUAACUGAAAGAGCUCAACCACUGGCUCUAAAAGAGGUAAUGAGAGCUUCCUUUGAGGCCUUCCUUAUGGUUUUGCUUGCUGGGGGAAGCUCCAGAAUCUUUUUUUGGUCAGACCAUCAGAUGAUUGAGGAGGAUUUUGAGAACCUGAAGCGGAUGUUUUGUACAUGUGGAGAAGGUCUAAUCGUAGAGGAUGCAGUAAACAUAGAAGCUGAGACAGUGGAUGGUGUAGUGGCAUUAAUGGGCCAAUCUACAGAACAAUUGAUGGAAGAUUUCAGUAUUGUGGCCUGUGAAGCCAGUGGCAUAGGUGUAGUUGGUGCUGGGCAGAAGCUUCCUAUGCCACCAACAACUGGAAGAUGGAAUAGAUCAGAUCCCAAUACAAUUUUGAGGGUACUGUGCCACAGAAAUGAUCGAGCUGCUAAUCACUUCCUAAAAAGGUCAUUCCAAUUAGCAAAGAGAAGAGGAUGAAAAUAAUACCAGUUUACAUGAGAUUCUGCCACUAAGGUUGAUCUUAACUGAGGAGCGUGUGAGGCAGGUAUAUGAUCAUAUGAUCUUUGAAUGCUGAGUUCAGGAAAUACACUUUUACGGAAAAAGAUGAUGUAUUUAUUCAUUGUUGUAUACUAGUACAAAGAUAUAUUUGGAGAUGAGAGAACAUUAUACUAAUCAUGGUCUUCUUUUUUUAUAGACCUACGCAGCAUUAGCAAGUAACUGUG
Messenger RNA from Coffea eugenioides, 3296 nucleotides. RefSeq names its product protein unc-13 homolog. The coding region runs from base 1 to 3051 and encodes 1016 amino acids. NCBI's taxonomy places the organism in Eukaryota, Viridiplantae, Streptophyta, Magnoliopsida, Gentianales, Rubiaceae. The transcript is spliced from 5 exons. The record is from RefSeq and is a predicted model, not a curated record.